GGUGUGAGUCUGAGUACAGUGCACUUCGAUUCCCCAAGUAACACCUCUUUUCUAUCCGAGCACCCCAGACUUCUCUGAGUUUCACGGUGAGACGUGGGUGCUACCGGGGAGCACGGGAGGGGACAAAGGUGGAUGUGUGCGGCAGUGCUCCGCUGUCCCUCUCUCCAGGAUGCCCCUGAACGGGGAUGAACGGGGGUCCAUGUCCUCAUGCCUCGGAGGUAGGACACGUUGUGUCCCAGCAGAGACAUCCCUGGAUUCAGGAUAGCAAAAACCAAUUUCAUAAAACCUCCUAGGUCACAAAGGACAGUCCUACAAAACACCCUAUUUGGAUCGAGUGAGCCUGUAUCUACAACCUGAAUAAUGACUGCUGACUCAAGGGUUACUAAAGAUUUGUCCCCCCAGAAUAGCCAAGAGAUGGAAGGCAUAGUUAUAGCAAAGGUCAAGGAAGAAGAUGAAAAUGAAGAAGACCAUUGUCAAAGGGUAACAAAUAAUGUAGAGUCAUCACCACAGCUUCUUAGUUGCUCUACAACUAUGAAUGAGAGAGCCUUACUGUCAUCAUAUUUAGUAGCAUAUCGAGUGGCAAAAGAGAAAAUGGCCCACACAGCUGCUGAAAAAAUUAUUCUUCCAGCAUGUAUGGAUAUGGUACGUACAAUUUUUGAUGAUAAAUCAGCUGAUAAACUAAGAACUAUACCUCUUAGUGAUAACACAAUAUCUCGUCGGAUCUGUACUAUUGCAAAACAUUUAGAAGCAAUGCUUAUUACACGGCUACAGUCUGGUAUAGACUUUGCGAUCCAACUUGAUGAGAGCACUGAUAUUGCAAGUUGUCCCACACUCUUAGUUUAUGUCAGAUAUGUGUGGCAAGAUGAUUUUGUAGAAGAUCUUUUAUGUUGUUUAAAUUUAAAUUCACAUAUAACUGGAUUAGACUUAUUUGCUGAACUAGAAAAGUGCAUUAUUGGUCAAUAUAAAUUAAACUGGGAAAAUUGUAAAGGAAUUUCAAGUGAUGGAGCCGCAAAUAUGACUGGAAAACAUAGCAAGGUUAUUGAAAAAUUGUUAGAAGCCACCCAUAACAAUGUUCUUUGGAAUCACUGUUUCAUUCAUCGCGAAGCUUUGGUAUCCAAAGAAAUUCCACCAAAUCUAAUGGAUGUUUUGAAAAAUGCAGUGAAAAUUGUUAAUUUUAUUAAGGGAAGUUCAUUGAACAGCAGACUCCUUGAAAUAUUUUGUUCAGAGAUUGGAAUUAACCAUACCCACUUACUGUUUCAUACAGAAGUUCGUUGGUUGUCUCAAGGAAAAGUAUUGAGCAAAGUAUAUGAACUCAGGAAUGAGAUUUACAUUUUUCUCAUUGAAAAGCAAUCUCAUUUGGCAAAUAUUUUUGAAGAUGGCAUUUGGAUAACAAAAUUGGCAUAUUUAAGUGAUAUUUUUGGUGUUUUCAAUGAAUUAAGUUUGAAAAUACAGGGGAAAAACAAUGAUAUAUUUCAAUAUCUUGAACACAUUCUAGGAUUCCAAAAGACAUUGUCAUUGUGGCAAGUAAGACUUAAAAGUAAUCACCCUAGCUACUAUAUGUUCCCGACAUUGUUGCAACACAUUGAAGAGAACAUUAUUAAUGAAGAUUGCUUAAAAGAAGUAAAAUUAGAGAUAUUGUUGCAUCUUAACUCUUUGUCUCGAACCUUUAGUUAUUACUUUCCACAAGAGAAAUUUGAAUCAUUAAAGAAAAAUAUUUGGAUGAAAAAUCCAUUUGCUUUUCAAAACCCAGAAUCAAUAAUUGAAUUAAACUUGGAGCCUGAAGAAGAGAAUGAAUUACUACAGCUCACUUCAUCAUUCACACUGAAGAAUUAUUAUAAGACAUUAAGUUUAUCAACAUUUUGGAUUAAGAUUAAAGGUGAAUUUCCAUUGCUAAGUAGAAAGAGCAUAUUGCUGUUGUUACCAUUCACAACUACUCAUUUGUGUGAACUAGGAUUUUCAAUCUUGACACGAUUAAAAACAAAGAAAAGAAAUCGGCUCAAUAGUGCACCAGACAUGCGGGUAGCAUUAUCUUCAUGCAUUCCUGACUGGAAGGAACUUAUGAACAGGCAAGCACACCCAUCACAUUAAAUAAAAUCUUCACAAAAUUUUGUGUUUGUACUUUUC
Molecule: messenger RNA, 2124 nt
Organism: Otolemur garnettii (small-eared galago)
Lineage: Eukaryota; Metazoa; Chordata; Mammalia; Primates; Galagidae
Gene: ZBED8L
Product: family with sequence similarity 200 member A
Exons: 2
Coding region: 361-2088 (575 amino acids)
Source: RefSeq, a predicted model, not a curated record